AUGCCCGUCAAACCUCUCGACAAGCAGACAGUCCUUGCGACGAUACACCAAUUUCCUUCCCUCGAGCCCCUCCGCUUCCAGACAUAUCCUGCAAACCACCUCCAUCUGCCCACGCGAAGAGACAUAUUACACCGCGCUGUUGUAUACGAGGGAGAUUCAACCCGGCUCGGAACCGCCUCGACCAAGACUCGGUAUGAGGUGCACGGGUCAAGAAGGAAGAUCCGGCCACAGAAGGGCUCUGGUCGCGCACGUCUGGGAGACAGGAAGUCGCCCAUGCUCAGAGGUGGAGGCGUAGCAUUUGGCCCCAAGCCCCGCGACUUUGCAACCGAGCUACCGAAGAAGGUGUACGAUCUGGCAUGGCGAACAGCACUCUCAUACCGCUUCCGCAAAGGCGAGCUGAUCAUCGUGGACAACGCCAUAGAGAUCGAGAGCCCAUCUCCUCGCCUGCUCGGCGAUAUUUUCAAGUAUCACGAGAAGAUACAAGGGAGGGGACGUAGUCUCAUGGUCACACUGGAAGAGCGACCCCUCCUCGAGGACGCACUCGAGCAAAUGGGCCGUGGCGGACAGGCUCUCACAUGGGAGGAAGUCGACGUCAAGAACCUUCUUGAACUCUCUCGCGUCAUGAUCGAGCGCGACGCCCUGCACAACAUCCUCUUCUCGCACCAAGAAGAUCUCACAAACAAAACCGUCCAGCCAUGGCACAAGUCCUUCAUCCGCGAAUCCCCGCCCAAAGAGCUUGAAAGCAUACUUGGCUGGGCAGAAUUCCGCGAACUCCAGCAGAUUGAGGAUCUGGACCCAAAGCAACUGGACGUGGCGCGCCCAACCCUCUACGAGGACGUGGCCGACAAGCGCUGGGAGCGUGCUACUACCAUGCCCGAGGGCCCUCAACGCACCGAGCUCAGUAUAUCAGCUUACAACCUCCUCGCCGAAGCAAAGGAACUCCAUUUCCACCGCAUCACCGGCGGCCUCUCAUGGUCCGACUACAUAAAAUACGAGUUCGACUUCCCCCGCUCCCAACAGCUCGGCCAGCAGCGCGCCAUCCUACUCGAGCGCGCGACCUCGAGUUCCCAGGUAUCUCCUCUCGACGGAGAAGUCUUGGAACUCGAAGCUGCAAGGCUAGCGGUGCAGGACCAGGAAAUGCAGCAUGAGGCGGCCAUCUUGGCUGCGCAGGUGUGGGAGCAUCGCGCCGAGGCGCAGGCUCUGAUGGGCGAGGAAGACGCUGCGGAGGAGAGAAAGAAUAUGGCCAGCGAUGAGCGCCUCAAGGUAGACGAGAGGGACUUGGAGGUCUCAAAGGCCAAGUUGGAUGUGGCGAGCAGAGAGCUCAGGGUCGCGACUAUUAAGAAAGAUUGGCAGGCGCAGACGAAGGCGCAGAACAAGGUCGACGAAUUGACGGGCGAGGUCGAGAGGAAGGAGAAUGAAUUAGCAGCCGCUCAGGAACUGGAGACGGAUGAGGUGGAGGCGUCGGAGGAGAUUGCGAAGAUUGAGGGGGGGAAGAAGUAG
Molecule: messenger RNA, 1500 nt
Organism: Parastagonospora nodorum SN15
Lineage: Eukaryota; Fungi; Ascomycota; Dothideomycetes; Pleosporales; Phaeosphaeriaceae
Exons: 1
Coding region: 1-1500 (499 amino acids)
Biological process (GO): translation
Cellular component (GO): ribosome
Molecular function (GO): structural constituent of ribosome
Source: RefSeq, a predicted model, not a curated record